AUGAAAGUAUGUAAUCUUUGGAAUGGAGAAUGGAUACCAAAUGCUGCAGAACCAACAUACACAUAUAAUACCUGCAAUCUAAUACCACCAUAUGUAAACUGUGUGAAGAAUGGGAGGCCUGAUACAAGUUACCUUCAGUGGAGAUGGAAACCAAAUUCCUGUGACUUACCUCUAUUUGCAUUCAUAGGGGAUUCAAUUUGCCACAGCCUUGUGUUUUCCUUGAUCUGUCAAAUAGCUAAGGUAGCAAAGGCUCAUGAUAUCUAUCAUGAUCCAUCAUUCAAAACUAGGACAUGGUACUAUCCUUCUCACAACGUCACACUGUAUGUGAUCUGGUCUCCAUUUUUGAUUCAUUAUGAGACUGUUUUUAACCAUGGAGAUGCAUCUCAAAUUCACUUACACCUUCAUCUUGACAUCCUGGAUAGCAAGUGGACCAGUGAGUACAAUAACUAUGACUAUGUGGUGAUCUCUAUUGCUCCACAUUUCUUCAAAUCAAGCAUCAUAUAUGAAAAUAACCAAGUCAUUGGUUGCCAUCAUUGUCCUCGCCUAAGUCUAAAAAAUUUUGCAACUGAUGAACUUUACAGGAAGGCACUCCACUUUAGUCUCAAUUUUAUUGCCAAAUCUAAGCACAAGACGUUUUUCAUCCUUAAGACAUGGUCACCAAAUCACUCUGAGAAAGGAGAAUUGCCCAAUGAAAUAAUUUGCAAUAAGACUAGGCCAUUCAGAGAAGAGGAAAUCCCUUAUAAUUUUGGCACUAUUAUGAGGGGAGUUGAGGUUGAGGAGUUUGAGAAGGCUGUAGCCAUUGGGGAAGGAAAUAUGAUGAGAAUGGAGCUGCUUGAUACUUACCAUCUUUCACUCUUAAGACCUGAUGGGCAUCCUGGUCCUUAUGGUACUUUUCAUCCAUUUGAUGGUGAUAAAAAGAAGAAAGUUAAAAUUGAUUGCCUGCAUUGGUGCUUGCCUGGUCCCAUUGACACUUGGAAUGAGCUAUUACUAAAGAUAGUAAUCAAUGGAGAUGCUAACGAGUCUAUUGUUUCUACGUCGCUAUAA
Molecule: messenger RNA, 1044 nt
Organism: Dioscorea cayenensis subsp. rotundata (Guinea yam)
Lineage: Eukaryota; Viridiplantae; Streptophyta; Magnoliopsida; Dioscoreales; Dioscoreaceae
Product: protein trichome birefringence-like 25
Exons: 4
Coding region: 1-1044 (347 amino acids)
Cellular component (GO): Golgi apparatus
Molecular function (GO): O-acetyltransferase activity
Source: RefSeq, a predicted model, not a curated record